This is a messenger RNA of Phalaenopsis equestris, 498 nucleotides long. RefSeq names its product ethylene-responsive transcription factor RAP2-1-like. NCBI's taxonomy places the organism in Eukaryota, Viridiplantae, Streptophyta, Magnoliopsida, Asparagales, Orchidaceae. Gene Ontology annotation, biological process: regulation of DNA-templated transcription. Gene Ontology annotation, molecular function: DNA-binding transcription factor activity; DNA binding. The coding region runs from base 1 to 498 and encodes 165 amino acids. The transcript has a single exon. The record is from RefSeq and is a predicted model, not a curated record.
AUGGAAGAGAGAAAAGAGGAGAGAAGCCUGCGGCCACCGCCGCAGCCGCCCUUGCCGUCGCAGCAGCCCCUGCAGCCGCAACCCCCGCCGGCGGCGGUUGCAGAGGGAAAAGAGAGGCCUUUUCGUGGAGUAAGGAUGAGGAAGUGGGGGAAGUGGGUAGCAGAAAUAAGAGAACCUAACAAGCGAUCGAGAAUAUGGCUCCGGCCCUACUUUACUCCCCUAGCGGGCGCCAGAAGCUUCGCCGUCUACCCUCUCCGAGGCCGCUCGGCGCGGCUUAACUUUCCCGAUGAGCUCGAUCCAGAAGAAGCGACCGGCGGACUAACAGCUGAAGUUAACGCCGCUAGUCUAUCGUCGGCGACCAUAAGGAAGAAAGCGAGCGAGGUAGGGUUACGAGUAGAUGCCCUGCAACAGCAGGGUUUAACGGCGAAGUCUUCGAGGUCGUGUAAGAAUCCAGACCUUAACCAGCAGCCGAGCCCCGAGAGUUCGGACGACGAUUGA